Molecule: messenger RNA, 1402 nt
Organism: Neltuma alba
Lineage: Eukaryota; Viridiplantae; Streptophyta; Magnoliopsida; Fabales; Fabaceae
Product: heavy metal-associated isoprenylated plant protein 6-like
Exons: 5
Coding region: 106-1062 (318 amino acids)
Molecular function (GO): metal ion binding
Source: RefSeq, a predicted model, not a curated record
AGGCCCCUGGUUGCCACCAUAUCCACUCUUCAAACAACCAGCAACUUCUCAGCAAUUCUCCCAUCUAUACUUAUUUCAUUACCGUAUCCUCUAUCCUAAUUCCAAAUGGGAGAGCUAAAGGAGGAGCCAAAGAAUGAGACGGAGAAAAAGCCCGAAGGGGAAGCCAAGAAGGACGAGGGUCCGGCCCCUAUCGUCUUGAAGCUUGACAUGCAUUGUGAAGGAUGCGUGAAGAAGAUCAAACGAAGCGUCCGGCAUUUGGAUGGUGUGGAAGACGUGAAGGCCGAUAUGUCUUCCAACAAACUUACGGUGUUUGGUAAGGUGGACCCCACCUUGGUACAGGGGAAGCUAGCGGAGAAAACCAAGAAGAAGGUGGCGCUCAUCUCCCCUCAGCCUAAGAAAGAUGCCGGAGCCGAUAAAAAGUCAGACGAGAAACCGCCGGAAAAGAAGGCCGAGGAGAAGAAACCCGAAGAGAAGAAGCCUGAGGAGGAUAAAAAACCGAAAGAGAGCACAGUGAUUUUGAAGAUCAGAUUGCACUGUGACGGUUGCAUUUCUAAGAUUCGGCGAAUCAUACUCAAGAUUAAAGGAGUUGAGUCGGUGGAGAUUGACGGAGCCAAAGAUUUAGUGGCGGUGAAGGGAACGAUGGACGUGAAGGAGCUUACGCCUUACCUGAAGGAUAAGCUGAAGCGAAACGUGGAGGUGGUCCCACCACCCAAGAAAGACGACGAUAAAAAGGAGAAAGGCGGCGGAGGGGACAAGAAAGAGGCCGAAGCGAAACCGGCCGCCGGCGGAGACGGUGAGAAAAAGGAAGAGGCACCAAAGGUGGAAGCUAACAAGAUGGAAUAUUACGGUUUCCCCCCUCCGACGUUCUGGCACGACGGUCACGUGCCCAGUGAACCCAGCCACGCCAUGGAAGUACAUCCAGGGUAUGUGAACCAAGGGCAUUAUGGGAAUCCAAUGUACGUAAACCAAGGAUACCCGGCGGCGCCACCACCGUUCUACAUGCCACCUCCUCAUCCCCAGAUGUUCAGCGACGAAAAUCCCAAUGCCUGUUCUGUGAUGUGAGCGCGAUCGAUUCAUCCGACGGUGGAUUUGAAGAGUAGUGAACAUACACGUACGCGGACGCUGUAUAUAAUUAAACCGUGUUCAGAAAAUAAAACGAUAUAUAUAUAUAUAUAUAUUGCUAUAUAGAGAAACUCAGAGAUGGUGGGAUUUUGACGUUCCGGAUCCAGUAGGGGCUUAGGGAUGUAGCCGGCUCUGGCUAGAGAAUCUGGACCAGAAAAACGACUGCAUUUGUUGCUUUGUUCCUUUCUUUUUUUCUUUUUUCUUUUUUCGUUUUUUCUUUUAAAUUCUGAUGUAUCAUACUGCAGAUUGUAAUAAUGAACAUAUAUCUACCGAGUUAAAA